Messenger RNA from Paramecium primaurelia, 291 nucleotides. Lineage: Eukaryota; Ciliophora; Oligohymenophorea; Peniculida; Parameciidae. The record is from the annotation of a GenBank genome assembly.
GAGCAAAUUUGAGAAGAGUAUUGAUUUGGAUAUGAAACUAAGUAAUAGUUUUAUAAACCCUGAAUUCGAGAUUAAAAAAUUAAUGAACUUAGUUGAAUUGCAAUAACAUGAAAUAAAUAAUUAGAAGCGUCGUUUCGAAUAAUCAGAGGCACGAGUAUCUUAUUAAACUAAAAUUAGUGUAUAUCUUCAACUUCAUCUAAAACAAUAAAGGAAUAUGAAAUCCAUAUAGAUUAAUUAACAAAAGAACUUAAAACCACAUAUCUAUCAAUAAUGAUUUAAGUAAUGAAUUGA